Chelmon rostratus (copperband butterflyfish) is the source of this 4109-nucleotide messenger RNA. RefSeq names its product nucleolar protein 8 (gene nol8). The transcript has 18 exons. Bases 58 to 3738 code for a protein of 1226 amino acids. Gene Ontology annotation, molecular function: RNA binding. NCBI's taxonomy places the organism in Eukaryota, Metazoa, Chordata, Actinopteri, Chaetodontiformes, Chaetodontidae. The record is from RefSeq and is a predicted model, not a curated record.
CAGAAUUGACGGGGACACUGGUUGGAUACAUGUGAGUGACAGUGCCAUCGUGGAGCAAUGCGGCGGCUGUACAUCGGUGGGUUGAGCCACACGGUCACCCAGAAGGAUCUGAAGGAUCGAUUCGGAAAGUUUGGAGAUGUGGAGGAUGUAGAGCUCCGGACCAGGAGGGAUGAGGAGGGUGUUCCUUACAAAACCUUCGGCUACAUUAACAUCAAUAUUUCAGACGCCGACCUGAAGAAAUGUUUGACAGUGCUGAACAAGUCUAAAUGGAAAGGAGGAACUCUGCAGAUUGAAACAGCCAAGGAGAGUUUCCUACACAGACUGGCUGAGGAGCGGCAGGCGGCAACAGAGGAGCGCCACCAGAAGCCUGCAGCUGAAGACAAGAGGCAGAAGAUGCUGGAUUCCCUGAGCAAAGCCGGAGUGGACAACUUCAUCAUGAAGGCUGCCGUGCCAGGGACCGAAAUACCAGGACACAAGGACUGGGUGGUCAGUAAAUUUGGACGAGUCCUCCCCAUCCUGCAGCUCCGGUGUCAGAAAGGCAGCAAAGCUCGAGUCCUGAAGUACGACCCCUCGAAAUACAGCCACAAUAUCCGCAGGCUGGACCGGUCCACCACAGACCAGCACACACCUGUCACCCAGCUCACCUGGGAGGUACAGGGAGGGGAUGAUGACAUCAGCAAGAAGAGGCGGGGAGAGUUCCCUCCAUAUGAGCCAUCGAGACCCAAGAAGAGUCGGACAGACAUGGUUAACAGUCAUAAUCCAGUGGGCACAACCAGAUUUAAACAGACAGUUAACUCCAUUGAUCAGACUGAGCAUCUUCAGUUCACCAACGGGUAUGAACAACCGACCAGCCACCGACUGGCUCAGAGGAGCAGGGCCGUGACUGACAGUGAUUUCGAUUCAGACGAGGAAAUCCGUAGACUGGUGGCAGCUCAGAACACCUCCCAUGCUGCAAUGCAGCAGGAAGUGGACGAGGAUAACCUGGAAGUGGUUGGACUCGACUACUUGGUGAAGUCUGAACGUUCCCAUCGGCAGCAGAAAGGUGGUCCUGAUGAUGAAGAAGAGAUUGACUAUGACUCCGCAGAUACGGAUGAACUCCUCGCCUCCAGGAAACCUCCUCCUCCACCAGAGGAGAGACUGAGUCCGCCUGCUGCACAGCAGCUCUCAGGAAACGACACAGACAGGAAGAGAAAGACAAAGAAGAAAAGCAAAGCUGCAGAGGAAGAGGACAGUUCAGCAGAUGAAGAUCAAGAAGAUCAUCUCACCUCCAGGAAACCCUCCUCUUCACAGCAGAGAAGGGAUUCUGGUGAACAGAGUAAAAGUAAGAAGAUGGCAGUCCUCCCUGUUGUAAACCCCCCUUGUUCAGAAUCAGACAGUGACGAUGAGGAUCAAGAUGAUGAAGAUGAGGAGGAGUUAGAAUCAGCAGAUUACAGUUCAGAUUCUGAUUAUGAAGCCAUGUUUUCUAACGUCACCCAUCUGGAGAUCUCCCUGGGUGAUCUACAGAGGCUAGCUGAGGAAUCCGAGCAGACUUCUGGGACUACAGCUCCCAGCAUGCCCAGCGCCUCCUCUGAACAAGAAGCUAAACUCACGCCUGGUCCUGCUGAACGGCCCGCUCCAAAGAAAGGCACCUCACCAGAAGAGAUCCUCGCCGCUCUCAUGGAGGAGGACAGCAGUGAAGACGAGCAGAAAAAGAAAAAGAAGAAAAGAAAAGCCGUCAUGUCAACGCCGCUGCCUGCCUUCCAGGGGACGAGAGCGCUGAACGAAGGAUCAGAAACAGAGGAGUGUCAGAGGAGACAGAAAGAGGAGGAGGAGGAGGGAAGAGUAAGUGAGGUUAAAAAACAGAAGCUGGACUCUGAAGCUCCUCAGAUGAAUCACAGAGCAACAGACAGCAAAACCAGCAGGACUCUGAGCAUACAGAAGCACACAGAAACAGAGGAGAAGACUUCAGAGAGCAGUGAGGAGGAGGAGGAAGAAGAAGAGGAGGAAGAGGAAGAAGAAGAAGAGGAGGAGGAGGAGGAGGAGGAAGAGGAAGAAGAAGUAGAAGAAGAGGAGGAGGAAGAAGAAGAGGAGGACAUGGCUUCUCCACAAGUUUUGAAAGUGGUUCCAACUAAAGCUGCAGUUAACAGUGAGAAAGCUGGGAGUUCCUCCUCUAGCAGUGAUGAGGAGGAGGAGGAGGAGGAGAUAGAGGAGGAGAGGGUAGAGGCCACUAACACUGUUCUUACAGCGAAAGUUGCAGCAAAGGCUUCACCUUCAUCCUCCAGCUCCUCCACUGAGGAAGAAGAGGACACACAAGAGUCCUCCUCCAGCGAGGACGAGGAGGAGAAAGAAAAGCAGGCUCCUCCCCGGGUGCCGUUAGGAGCUGAGGAGGAAGAGGAGCGGCAGAGGAAGGCCAAUAUGAGGAGGCUGGCUGCCAUCCAGCAGCGACAGAAAGAGGCCGAAGAACACAAGAAGCUCAUCCAGGGGGCUCUAGCUAAACUGGAUGCUCCGACAGCAGGAGCCGGGAAACACAUCGUCUUUGGCUCUGAGGAUGAGGAUGAUGAUGAAGAUAAGCAGCAGACAAGCUCAGACGUCACAACGUCAAAGAAGACACUGUUCCAGAACAGCCAAUCAGAGGAUGAGGCCACGGGUGAUGAGAACAACACAAGAAAAGGAACGGUGCAUCUGAAGCCAUCAGUUCCUCAGCUGUUUAGCAGCAGUGAGGAUGAGGAGGAUGGUGAUGAAGAGGAGGACGGCAGCAGGUUUGACAUCAGGCCUCAGUUUGAAGGUCCAGCAGGACAGAAGCUGAUGGAGUUGCAGUCUCGCUUCGGGACAGACGAGCGAUUCCGGAUGGACUCUCGCUUCCUGGAGGAGGACGAGGCCCAGGAAGGGGAGUCAGAGAGAAAGAGGAGUGUGACGGAGGAAGAGGAGGCUCUGGAGGAGGAGAGGAAGAAGAACCUGUCCAUCCUGCAGAGCGUCCUCGGCAGCAGCCAACAAACCUGCAGCAGCAAGACGGCCGCCAAGGCCAAGACCUUCAGAGACGUCUCAGCGCUGCACUACGACCCCAGCAGAGAGGAACAUGCUGCGUUUGAGACCAAAACCACUGAAACCAAGGAGAGCAAGUCGGCCAGGAGGAAGAAGAGGGAAGAGGCUCAGAAGCUUCCGGAGGUUUCUAAGGAGAUUUACUACGACGUGUCCGGCGACCUGAAGGCCGUGUUUGGUCCGACGAAGGAUGACGACGCUGGAGGAGAAGAGAAGACGAGCUGGGACCAAGAGGAGGAAGAGGAGGGAGGAGGGAAGGAAGAACAGCCGACCCCUCUGUCAUCUCUUCUCUCAGCUGCUGCCAGCGCAGAGAAAGAGACGUUUAAAUUCUCCUUCUUUGGAGACGACGCAGACGCAGGAAGUGCAGAGACGGCAGAGUACAAGAUGGAGACGAUCCAGGUGCCAAAGGUGUCGUGGCAACAAGACCCACGUUUCCAUGACAGCAGCUCAGAGGAGGAUGAGGAAGAACAGGAGGAAGCUGAGGAACAAAGCAGAGUCAUCACUAAAACCACAGAAGAGGAAGCUCCUUCAAAGACACAUCGAUUCUUCUUCUACCCUGAAGACAGCAGGUUGACAGAGGGUCCCAGGUUGUUCUGUCGGCCUUCUCACCUGGAGGAGCAGAGGGAGCACUGGGAGGAGAGGAGGAGCGCGCUCAGACAGGAGUACCGCAAGAAACACAAGGAUGCCCGAAGGCAGCUGAAGUCCUCCCAGAAGAGCUGAGGAUCGUGGGAAGUGAAGUCUCUGUGGGUCCGUUUGCACUCUCUGGUCUGGACUUCAGAAUCAGGAUCUGAUGGAUUAUUUCUCCCUCUUGGUGCCAUUUUGUGCCUCAGACUGAUUUUAACAGUCAGCAGGUGGGAGGUACAGACAUGGAGGGGAAAGAUCAUCAGAGGAUCAAAUUUAUUUUUUAUUUUAGUAAAUACUGAUAUAUAUUUUGUGGUAACAGCUUCCUGUUGAAACAUCUGGUUUGGUUUUCGUCGUUAGCUGCCAUGGAAACAAUGCUGCAAAUGAACUUCUGGACAAUGAGCAGCAGCCAAUCACAGCAUCAGGGGACCAGACCUGUUAUGAAAAAAAAACAAUAAAUAAACACACUU